AAAAGCGAGUAGGGUAAAGCGAGAAGGUGAGGGAGGGGGAGGGCCAGCGCGAGAGUUUGUGAGCCUGUGACACCGAUAUGUUCAUGAUCAUUCGAGAGACGCCCGCUGCAGGAGGAGCUCCUGGAGGGAUGAGCACGCCACAGGAGAGGAGUGCAAAGCAGGUGCAGGCUGCCAUCAAGAAAAAAGUGGAGAAGCAGAGGAAGAGACACAGUGAGCACGGCGGGGACCCUGCAGACACCCACGCAGGCGUGCCUCAGCCUGCACGGCAGAAGGGAACCAGCCGAGUGUCCCAGCUGGCAGCAACAGAGGACCAGGAGAUGCUGGAGGAGAGGCUGGAGAAGAUGAUGGAGGGAACACAAAGGAUGAAGAAGGAGCAAGCGGAGGAGGCAGAGCCUGUAGACCUGCUGCCCAUCGUGGCGUCUGUGUUUGGACAGGACAGAGAGUUGAGACCAGAGGAGAUUGAAGAGCUCCGUGAAGCAUUUGUGGAGUUUGAUAAGAAUAAGGACGGCUACAUCAGUCACAAGGACCUGGGGGAGUGUAUGAGGACGAUGGGCUACAUGCCCACAGAAAUGGAGCUCAUUGAACUGAGCCAACAGAUCUGUGGAGGAAAAGUGGACUUUGAGGACUUUGUGGAGCUGAUGGGGCCUAAGAUGCUGGCAGAGACAGCAGACAUGAUCGGAGUCAAAGAAUUGCGAGAUGCAUUCAAAGAGUUUGACUCUAACGGUGACGGUCAGAUCAGUUUACCAGAGUUGCGUGAGGCCAUGAAGAAGCUGAUGGGUGAACAAGUAACCGGCAGAGAGAUAACCGAGAUCCUGCAAGAUGUUGACCUCAACGGAGACGGCCUGGUAGACUUCGAGGAGUUUGUGAGAAUGAUGUCACGCUGAUCUGAUCAGCUGCCCACAUGUCACACGGAGAGAUGUCAUGCAACUGCUGGAUUCCAGGACAUAAAACGUUGUUGU
This is a messenger RNA of Thalassophryne amazonica, 959 nucleotides long. Its product is annotated as calcium-binding protein 2-like. Bases 78 to 884 code for a protein of 268 amino acids. NCBI's taxonomy places the organism in Eukaryota, Metazoa, Chordata, Actinopteri, Batrachoidiformes, Batrachoididae. The transcript is spliced from 7 exons. Gene Ontology annotation, molecular function: calcium ion binding. The record is from RefSeq and is a predicted model, not a curated record.